Eupeodes corollae is the source of this 1110-nucleotide messenger RNA. RefSeq names its product palmitoyl-protein thioesterase 1 (gene Ppt1). Bases 106 to 1023 code for a protein of 305 amino acids. The transcript is spliced from 7 exons. The record is from RefSeq and is a predicted model, not a curated record. Gene Ontology annotation, cellular component: lysosome. Gene Ontology annotation, molecular function: palmitoyl-(protein) hydrolase activity. Gene Ontology annotation, biological process: receptor-mediated endocytosis; protein depalmitoylation. Lineage: Eukaryota; Metazoa; Arthropoda; Insecta; Diptera; Syrphidae.
CAGUAGUUUAUUAUUUUUAUUUACAAAUAACACUCAGCCGAACUCACAGUGUUAUUAAAUAAUAGUGUGCAUUUAAUUAAUCACUUGUAUUUUAAACAAAGCAAAAUGAAUUUAAUUAUUUUUGUAUCAAUUUUAUUAAUUCAUAGUAUAUCUCAGAUUAAUGCCGAUGAAAAUGUUAUCAAUAAGACCAUUUUACCGGUCGUUAUGUGGCAUGGAAUGGGUGACACUUGUUGUUUUCCAUUCAGUCUUGGUUCAAUAAAAAAAUUGAUUCAACGUCAAACAAACAACACAUAUGUUAAAUCUCUUGAAAUUGGAGGAUCAAUUAUAACCGAUUAUAGCAGUGGAUUUUUUAUUCAUCCUGAUAAACAGAUUGAAGAUGUUUGUAAUCAAAUACGUAAUGAUCCAAGUUUACAACAUGGUUACAAUGCUAUAGGUUUCUCACAAGGUGGACAAUUUCUACGAGCUGUAGCACAAAAGUGUCCAACGCCCCCAAUGAAUAAUCUUAUAUCAUUCGGUGGACAACACCAAGGAAUUUUCGGCCUACCUAAAUGUCCAUCCUUAAGUCGAGAUUCUUGUGAAUACAUCCGACGAGCUUUGACCACAGCUGCUUAUGAAGGAUGGGCACAAAGAGAUAUUGUACAGGCAACAUAUUGGCAUGAUCCUGAGAAUGAAGAAAAAUACAGAAAUUUAAGCACUUUCAUAAGUCCAAUUAAUAAUGCUUUGCACAGAAAUGAAGAUUACAUCCGGAAUCUUCAACAACUAAAUAAAUUUAUUAUGGUCAAAUUUUUGAAUGAUACCGUUGUCCAACCAAAGGAAUCGCAAUGGUUUGGUUUUUAUGCGCCAGGUCAAGACAAGGAAGUUCUUCCACUCAGAAAAACUUCAUUAUAUCUUAACGAUGAUCUUGGAUUACAAAAAAUGGAUAAAGAGGGAAAACUUGUAUUCCUCGCAACCGAAGGCGAUCAUUUGCAAUUUAAAAAUGAAUGGUUCAAUACAAAUAUUUUGCCAUAUUUACUUGGAAACUAAAGGCUUUGUUUAAGUUAUAAACAAUUUUUAAAAAACGAUGCUUUAACAUCGAUUAAAUAAAAAAAAAAUAACAGUUCAUUUGUGUAU